AUGAAGGAAGUUCAGGAUAUGGACGGACGACGUUACAUAGAACUAGGAUAUGACUGCUACGCUGAAUUGCAGACUAAUCCAUCACCAGAAGUCGAAGGUCAUCUCAAUGGCGAACUCGAGUUAAUCAAAAUUAGACUUGAUGGGAUCGAAACCAAAUUGGAGAAAUUAGUUCUGUUUAUGGCGAACAUCGAUAAAUUAAUGUCAACGAAAAAAUCCGGAUCAACAGCACCUGAGAAAAAGGGAAACCAAGAAUGCUUUUUGGAAUUUGCUGAUCUUUGUCCAGUUCAAGAUGAGAACAGAUUGAAAUUGUUGGAAAAGAACUUGAAUGAUAGGAUGUACACUGACAAGUUAUACCGUUUCUUCCAUACCGAAUACAGUUUGAACGGGAAGCGCGAAGGAUCUCCGUUCUUCAAAACUAUCAUGAGAAGAAUGCUUGUGCCAACUAUUCUUCUACCAUUCUCAUGGAAAGGGUUUUCAAGAAAGGUUCCUGGGCCAGAAUCUACAGCGGAUAACAGAAGCUUCAAGGAAACUUUUCCAGGAUUCGUUGCAUUCAUACAACGCAUUGUAUGUGCUGCUGAUAUUGCACACACUGUGGAGGCCAACGACGCUUGCUUUAGCCAGUUUCUCCGUCAGAAAAAUGUUGAGGUUCAACGAUUUCUGGAAGGCAAGCAAGGUCGGUGGGCAAACUGUACUCGUCAACGAAAGUGUUUUUCGAAGGAUGUUGCAAAACGGUCGAAAGAAUCGGUAAGAACCGAUGUGUCCAUCUACCGUUAUCCACCGUGUUCCACUCCUAUUGCUACUUUGCCAAAGACUCCGCUUUCACCACUUUCCGUACUCUACCGGCUUCUCUCCGAAUGUAGCACUCACUGUCCUCCGCCGGGUGAUGCCGAUAGGGAUCAUUCCGGCGAUAGCACAUACUGCUUCCGAUGA
Ochlerotatus camptorhynchus is the source of this 930-nucleotide messenger RNA. RefSeq lists its product as uncharacterized. The transcript is spliced from 3 exons. NCBI's taxonomy places the organism in Eukaryota, Metazoa, Arthropoda, Insecta, Diptera, Culicidae. Bases 1 to 930 code for a protein of 309 amino acids. The record is from RefSeq and is a predicted model, not a curated record.